GGUUACCUGUUCAUUUCAGUGCUGGUAAACAGCAACAGUGAGCUGAUUCGUCUGAUCAACAACGCCAUCAAGAAUGACCUCUCCAGCCGCAACCCCACCUUCAUGUGCCUGGCACUUCACUGUAUUGCUAACGUGGGAAGCCGUGAGAUGGCUGAGGCUUUUGCCAGUGAGAUCCCUCGGAUCCUGGUUGCUGGUGAUACCAUGGACAGUGUGAAGCAGUCUGCUGCCCUGUGUUUGCUGCGCCUCUAUAAGACCUCUCCUGACCUGGUUCUGAUGGGGGAGUGGACCUCCCGGGUGGUGCACCUGCUCAAUGACCAACACAUGGGUGUGGUGACAGCAGCCAUUUCCCUCAUCACCUGUCUGAGCCAGAAGAAUCCAGAUGAGUUCAAGACCUGCGUUUCACUGGCCGUUUCCCGACUUAGCAGGAUUGUGUCCUCGGCCUCCACUGAUCUGCAGGACUACACCUACUACUUUGUCCCGGCACCCUGGCUCUCCUGCAAGCUGCUGCGUCUGCUGCAGUGCUACCCUCCACCAGAAGAUGGUGCUGUCAAGGGUCGUCUGGUAGAAUGUCUGGAGACCAUCCUGAAUAAGGCACAGGAGCCACCCAAGUCCAAGAAGGUGCAACACUCCAAUGCCAAGAAUGCAAUCCUGUUUGAGGCUAUCUCACUGAUCAUACACUAUGACAGCGAGCCCAACCUGCUGGUGCGAGCCUGUAAUCAGCUGGGCCAGUUCCUGCAGCACAGGGAGACCAACCUGCGCUACCUGGCUCUAGAGAGCAUGUGCACCUUGGCCAGCUCUGAGUUUUCCCAUGAAGCCGUCAAGACACACAUCGAGACCGUCAUCAACGCCCUCAAGACUGAGAGGGAUGUGAGUGUUCGACAGAGGGCCGCUGAUCUGCUGUAUGCCAUGUGCGAUCGCAGCAAUGCCAAGCAGAUCGUAGCUGAGAUGCUCAGCUACCUCGAGACAGCAGACUACUCAAUCAGAGAGGAGAUGGUGCUAAAAGUAGCCAUACUUGCAGAGAAAUAUGCCGUGGAUUACUCCUGGUACGUGGACACCAUUCUCAACCUGAUACGCAUAGCUGGAGACUACGUCAGUGAAGAGGUGUGGUAUCGCGUCAUUCAGAUCGUCAUCAAUCGAGACGAUGUGCAGGGCUACGCUGCCAAGACGGUCUUUGAGGUAACACUACACAAAAUCAUAAAAUGUUUCUUCAGACCACAACAAGAAGCACAGAAGAUAUUCAAGGCUAACCACGGCAUGGACACAGAAGUUCUUAAGGCAAAGCUCCUGGGACUGGGAUCGGCCCUGCUGGAUGACGUGGAUCCCAACCCUGAGAAUUAUGUGUGUGCUGGAGUGAUCCAGACCAAGGGCCAGCAGGUGGGCUGUCUGCUGAGACUGGAGCCCAACAGCCAGGCACAGGUACAGUGCAACGCUUUGCUCCUGUUUUCCUAUAGUCCAGAUGAUACACGCAUAUCAGAGCCUCACAGCCUCCCAGUGAAGCACACGGUGUUUACUCAAAGUUUGAAAGCAGCGUGGAGAAGUCCCUCAUCUGUGUUAAACUGUGACCCGCCCAGGGAACUGGGACCCGCCCAGG
Molecule: messenger RNA, 1591 nt
Organism: Notothenia coriiceps (black rockcod)
Lineage: Eukaryota; Metazoa; Chordata; Actinopteri; Perciformes; Nototheniidae
Product: AP-2 complex subunit alpha-1-like
Exons: 10
Biological process (GO): intracellular protein transport; vesicle-mediated transport
Cellular component (GO): clathrin adaptor complex; membrane coat
Source: RefSeq, a predicted model, not a curated record